AUGCUCCAGUCGAUACCCCCAGCGUUCGCCGCACGUAAAAGUAAAAUCCUGUCCGAUCUGUCCGUGCCAGACGCUGAAUAUACCGACUUGUCGCCCAAGGGAUCCGUGGACGAAGGCAUCCGCGACCUGAUACGGGACAUCAAUGGCCUCGAUGGCCUUGUGACCACGAGUAGUUGCGCUGGGAGAGCGAGCGUCUUUGUGGAGGGAAGCAAGAAGAGCAAGAGCAAGACUGCAACGCUUGAUAAACAGGACGACGACGCAGUCAAGCAAGCAGAAGAUGCUGUCCAGAAGUUUGCUGUCUCAGGCGGCAAGGGCGAGGGAAGGUGGUUGUUCGUCUCACAUGACCCCGUCAACCCUGAGACUCUUGCCGACCCUGAGCGACGACCUGCCUCUUACCAUGCGUUGUUUGGCCUGGAGCCUGGAGAUGGAAUUCCAAGGACGACCGCCUCAGAGAGCGAGAAUGGAGUCCGGCUGGUCCGGUUUCACUACGAUCCUAUGAUCCUCCACGUCAUGGCUGCCACUCUCCAUCAUGCCCAUCCGGUGCUGACUGCAGCCUCAAACGCAGGCUUUCGCGAAAGCGGCCUGCAAAGUCUGCGUUGCCUUGAGAUGAUACCAGAAAACUCGAGUCAGGCCUCGUCCACAGACUCGUCCACGCCUAGCCCGAUUGUUGCAGUUCGCUCAUCGGGAUUAUCCCUGGAGUCAAUCAUCGGCUACUGCGAAGAGACCUCAGACGGUGCUGAGCCCGUCAUACGGAGUCUUGUCACAGAAGAGUACCUGAAAAUGCUCGUUGCGCUAGCUAACGAGCGGUUUGUCGUCAACAAGAGCCGCGUCGAAAGAUUUCGGACAAAAUUACUCGAGUUAUAUGCAGCUGCUUCGUCCCCUACUGCGAACACCAAACCCAAGAAACCGCCAGGAUGGGAGGAUCCUCAAGUAAGAAGAGAGAAAAAACGAGCCGAAGGACUGCGGAGGAAGGCCGAGGCAGCUCGACAGAAAGCAUCCAUGGACUCGGAUGAAGCAGAGGUUGAUAUCAACUUGGGCUUCUGA
Molecule: messenger RNA, 1044 nt
Organism: Talaromyces rugulosus
Lineage: Eukaryota; Fungi; Ascomycota; Eurotiomycetes; Eurotiales; Trichocomaceae
Exons: 2
Coding region: 1-1044 (347 amino acids)
Source: RefSeq, a predicted model, not a curated record